Molecule: messenger RNA, 801 nt
Organism: Mucor mucedo
Lineage: Eukaryota; Fungi; Mucoromycota; Mucoromycetes; Mucorales; Mucoraceae
Exons: 3
Coding region: 165-545 (126 amino acids)
Source: RefSeq, a predicted model, not a curated record
GCUAGUCUUUGCUAUAGGAGGACGAUCUCUUAGGCAGGGUUCUUGAGUUUUUUUGGAACUCAAGAACCGUAAAUGGCUGUGAUUGGGCUCUAAAUAGUCGUAAUGAUACUGGCCUGCUGGUCUUGACCAGAAUUAUUGUAAGCGAUAUAUAAAAAAUACAUUUGAUGGCAAAAAGCGUAACAAGAAAUUCCUCCGUCAUCAAGAUAAUCACUUCGGCUUUAAUCAACAGCACAGAUGAUUACAUUGUUGCAGACAGUGAAUGGUCUAAUGGUUGUCGAUCAGAUUUAGUACUGGAGCCAAAAUCCCUGUCCAGUGAUUUAUCCCCUAUCAUCAUUGAAUUUCAACAAUCAGUCAACAACGUAUUUAUGAAACGUGCCACUGAAUACGCUUUACAAGCUUUUAAACGUUACCAAGUCGAUCCAAUCGUAUUGAUUAUUUGCAUGAAUAACGUUUCCAGUGACAUAGAAUCAUUAACCACACCAAGCAAUAUCCUUGGAUGUCGUUCUUAUCCUUCCCACAAUUGGGCUAGAAAUGGAAAUGUCUAGAACUCAAAGGAUGAUCGAUUUUUCUUUUCUAUAAAAUCUGCUUUACUAUCAUUACAAGCUAGUACUACUGGAGGGCAGAUAGACAACUACAAAGCUCUGACUGCUUGCUUGAAAGGUUUUGCAAGUGUUUCUAUUUUAAGUAAAGGCCCAAACAUUAUAGAAGAUGAAACAAACAAUUAAAUCAUUCUGACAUAAGCUUGUUUCUGGAUGAUAAGAAAUCAUCCUGACAUAAGCUCUUGUUUAUCUAUAAAUAAAG